AUGUGCAAAUGUGGUGUUGAAGCUAGCUACGGCCUAGUCCCUUCAGGUCUUGGGAUUAGCCACUUCUGUGGCCACAUGAUCGACUAUGAUGAGAGCACUCAGAAAUGCAAAUGGAAAUCAUCUGAUGAUGUGUUUAAGUUCAAAGAUGAGUAUAAGGCAAGAGUAGCAGUUCGCAAGAUGAGAGGUUAUCCUACAAACUACGUCACUGAUUUUGUGAAGGACCAUAAGAAGAAAAUGCUUGCAUUCGCCCAGGAGUUGCGUGUUCGUAACCCUGCGAGUAUUGCAUGGAAGAAGUGGUCCGAGGAGAGGGAAAAGGAGAUAGAGGAGUACCGUGCAAGGAAGGCUGAAGAGGAUGCAAGGAAGGCUGCAGAGGAGGCUGAGAGAGCUGAGAUGCAAUGCUUGAACGAUACUAUUGCCUCAUUAUGUGCUAAGAUUGGAUGCACCGGGAACUGGCAAGCAGAUGUGGGCCGUGCUAAGUACGUGGAGAAUAUGAUAUUAGGGCGGGACGCUGGAGUUGGUGGCACCGCUAGCCGUCCGAUUGUGGUCGAAGAGGAGGCCGAGGCGGAGGAAGACGACGACACCGGAAGGUUAGGCGACCUCAUUCAUCUUGCCAAGGAAUUGGGGUACCCUCAGGACGAGCAUGACUAUGAAAUGGGAAGGAUAGGCGAGCUACUUCGUCUUGCAGAGGAGGGUGAGGCGUCAGGACCGAUGCCUGUCGGUGCCUUAGAGGAGGGUGAGGCUGCAUACCACAACUAG
This is a messenger RNA of Sorghum bicolor (sorghum), 756 nucleotides long. RefSeq lists its product as uncharacterized. The record is from RefSeq and is a predicted model, not a curated record. Bases 1 to 756 code for a protein of 251 amino acids. The transcript has 3 exons. Lineage: Eukaryota; Viridiplantae; Streptophyta; Magnoliopsida; Poales; Poaceae.